Brassicogethes aeneus is the source of this 586-nucleotide messenger RNA. The record is from the annotation of a GenBank genome assembly. Lineage: Eukaryota; Metazoa; Arthropoda; Insecta; Coleoptera; Nitidulidae.
GAAAUCAUGAAAGUUACUAAAAUUCACACGUAAGAAACCCGUAAAGUUGAGAUGAUUUCAACUUUACGUAUUUUUUACGGUCACCCAUAAGAUCUUAUGUUCGAACGUAAAACGUAAAAAUUACGGCUAUUCAUUAUAAACAGGCACACUGGUUUUGUUAAUAUUCAACUUUACGUUUUACGUAUUUCUUACGGGCAUCUUAUGGUUACAUCCAUUAUGAAUGAGCACUAACUCGACAACCAAAUCUGGAUUUGAUUUCGAAGAAAUUGUCCAGGAAGUAAACGAAAGAAAUCUUAGGAAGUCCAAUAUAAUUAUUUAUGGAAUACCGGAACAGGAAUGUUCCAUUUCAAGCAGUGACCGUUGUAAUCUGGACAAAUCAAAGAUUUCAGAAGUACUGCACCAUCUGAUUCCCAACAUAACCGUCGAUACAGCUAAACCAAUUAGAUUGGGGAAAUUUGAUGCAACAAAGGAACUACCUAGACCACUUAAAAUCAAGUUACAGGGUGAAUCUCAAGUUUUUCGACUUUUAUCUAAGUCAAAGGUGUUACGGGAAAAUCCACACUACUCUUCAAUUAGAAGCUUCUGA